Molecule: messenger RNA, 942 nt
Organism: Erigeron canadensis
Lineage: Eukaryota; Viridiplantae; Streptophyta; Magnoliopsida; Asterales; Asteraceae
Exons: 3
Coding region: 1-942 (313 amino acids)
Source: RefSeq, a predicted model, not a curated record
AUGGCAACAAUAGUACCCAAGGGCACCCCUCAUUGUGUUAGAUACGACAACAAUGGUACCCAAUCUUUAAGAGCUGGGAUUCAGGAAGUAAAGAAAAAAGAAGGGGUUUCGUUUAUUGCUUUUCAAGAAAUUCAAUGUUCGUCGGUUGAUGAUAAUAUGAUUAAAAAAUUAUGGGGUAUUUCUAGUAUGGAAUGGGAGUUAGUUGAGCCAACGGGAAGGUCGGGUGGUAUGAUUAGUGUUUGGGAUCCAGGAGUAUUCAUGAAAGUCGAUGUCGUCAAAGACAGUAACUUUUUGGCAAUAAAAGGGAAGAUCAAAGGUCAUGUCGAAUUCUAUUGGCUUGUUAAUGUUUAUGCUCCGCAAAAGCUCAAGGAUAAAAAAAGCCUAUGGGAUAAGUUAGCGAUUUUGAGAUGUAGUAACGGGGGGAUGUGGUUGUUCAUGGGUGAUUUUAAUGUUGUUAGGAUCCCUGAAGAUAGGAAUGGGUCUAUCUUUAAUACUAACUGCACGAGAGCUUUUAAUAACUUUAUCUAUGAGUCAGAUUUGCACGAGUAUGAAAUGAAGGGAAACAGAUACACUUUCUUGAAGGAGAGUAAUGGGAGAAGGAAAUUUAGCAAGAUUGAUCGAUUUUUGGUGGGUAAUGAAGUUCUGAAUUGCUGGCCUAAUGCGUGUCUUAGGGCACUUCCGAGGCUAUUGUCGGAUCAUAAUCCAAUUAUGCUUACAAUUAAAGAAAUCAAUUACGGUCCUAAGCCGUUUCAACUGAAAGUUUGGAGAGACAAAAAUCGUGAUAAUGAAGCCGAAGAAAAGGAAAGAUGUAUAGAGGAAUUGGCAGAGCUCGAUGAACUAAUGGAAGUAAAGGAGCUAGAAGAGGAGGAAAGUUGGACCAGAACCGAAUGUCUAAGAAGAAUCGACGAGAUAAAUGAGUCGAACGCCAAGGAUCUUAAAUAG